AUGUACAUCGCUGUGAUCUCCAGUCACGCUCUGGCUCUCUGCGGCUAUCAGUUCAUCACCUGCGUCAAAGUGCAGUGGAGCGAGUGCAGUGAUUUCUCUCCUCCGGUGACCAUGCUUCUGAUGAUCUUCCUCUGCAUGGAGUCGCUCCUCUUCUUCACCUUCACCGCUGUGAUGUUCGGCACUCAGCUGCACUCCAUCUGCAACGACGAGACGGAGAUCGAGCGUCUGAAGAACGAGAAGCCCACCUGGGAGCGUCAGACUCGCUGGGCGGGGCUUCGCUCUGUCUUUGGGGGGGGCCCGCCCUCUCUGCGGUGGAUCAACCCCUUCGCCGGACUCAAACUACCAACCCUGCUGCCCCGCCGCUCCUGGAGGGGGGGGGGCAGAGUUCUCCGUCUGACGAGCUGUCCGUCAAUUACCAGAGAUGGCAAAAGGGGAGAACAGCAGGGGGUCUGCCUCGAGACUCAGAGCCCAAAGAGAGGUCUCCGUCGGGGGGGGAGGCUUCAGGUGUGUGUCCCCCUUAAAGAUUAAAGACGCUGCUGCUGCUGGAUGUGAAGAAGUGUUCAAAGGGUUCACACUGAACGACAGCAGAGUCAGACCCGGGGAUCAUCUGCUCAAUCCAUCAUCAUUUUAUGGGGAAAUCGCAACUUGGAUGAGUGCAGUAAUCACAUUGCAUUUAGCACAAUAUUAUAAGGGUAAAUAUGUAAAAAUGUAUGAAUCAAGUAAAGCAACGCAAGUUUAUUUAUUCAGCACAAUAUCAAAAACACCUGUGUCUCAGUGGGCUCUACAGAUCAACACACAGAGUGUGUGGUGUCAUUGACAUUGACAAGAAAUUCAAAGUGCUGUACAAACACAUAAAGCAUUACAAUGUAGUGACAUGACAUUGAAAACAGUCAAGAGAACAAUUUCACCGAGCUAAGAUAGAAUAAGACGGGUAUAAAAUACAAGCGUAAAAGUCACAGUUCGGUUUGAGAUAUAAAUCAUUUUUACAAUUAAAUCGGAAGCAGCUGCAAAAGGAAAAUGUGGAGCUGCAUAUUUGUUUGGUACAGAUCCUCUUAAAGGGGCCCUAUUCUGCUUUUGGGGGUUUCCUCUUGCCUGUGGUGCUACUGCUUUCUAUAGGUUUGUGUGCAUGUAAAUGGUCUGCAGCGGCUAAAAUCCCUGCAUUGGACUCCUUUGUUGACUUCAGGAACAUGGUGACAUCACUACAGAACACUCGCGCUCCUAUUGGCUUGAGCUCCAACACAUCGUACGUGAUAGGCUAAGGGGCGGGACAUCUCUAAGCUGGUUGACCAAUCACAACAGAGUUGGCCAGCUAACCAAUCAGAGCAGCUCUGGUUUCAGACAGAGGGUGAAAAGAGGUGCUGCAGCACAGGCAGUAUGAGAACAAUAAAGAGCUUUCUGAACAUCAAAGCAUGGAGACGUGUCCCAGUAGAGGAAUAGCAGAGUAAAGCCCCUUUAGAGAUGUCAAAGUAGUCAUUCAACUUAAUAUUACAAUGAGGUUCCCUCCAAUAUCAUAAAUCAUAUCACAAUUGCAAUAUCAGUCAAAAUAAUCACAGUUGGUAUUUAUUCCAAAUUGUUCAGCCCGAGUCUGAAGGUUUUUUUGUUUUUGCUCGUGAAGACGCUGGAUUUUCUAAAAGCAUCUGCUGCCAGACAUUACUAUGUGAGGAAACAACUUCUCUGACUAUAGCUGCUCUGGUUUGAUCUUUAUUUUUGUAUAUUCUAUCAUUUAACUGCUCUCUGUUUCUAUCAGGGUUUCCGUUAGAAUACAAUGUCUGCAGUUCAUGGGAAAAAGCACGAAUUAUCUAAAAUACUGAAUGAAUGAAAGAUAAUUUGAAAAAAUAUAUUGUGUGUGUGUGUGUGCGUGCGUGACUCGCUCUGAGUCACUGCUGUCCCCCCUGGGUGCACAGCCAGGGCAACAAGAAGGGUUUAUUAUGUAUGUGUGUGUGUUGGAGGAAGAGUAAAGAGUGUGUGUGUGUGUGUGUGUGUGUCUCCUUGUACGUGCAUUAACAUCCAUACAUUUGUGUGGCUGUGUGUGUGUGUGUGUGUGUGAUAUUUAAUUCAGUUAACACUAAUAAGAUCCAAAUUUAAAUCUGAUGAGAAUCACAGAAAACGGAGAGAUUUAGAAAUAUGUCGGAUAACAGAAACCCUGGUUUGCAUCCAUUAAAUCAAAUAUCCUUCUUUAAAAUGUCCUGUGGAGUUUUGUUUUUUAAAGUUUUAAAGCCUUCAGUUGGAGUUUCUGACUAAAACACACUGUGGAUCUUUAAAGCUUAGAGUGAUUAAUAUCAAUUCACUUCCUUUCUUCUUUAAACUAUUUUGUACGGUUGAGUUAAAUCUCCCUUCAAUAAAUCAAACACUGCAAUAUUUAAUAUCUUUACAUCCAACUUUUCUACAAGUUGAAAGUCAUAGCACAAUUGGGUUUUCUGCAGAACUGAUUAUUUCCUGUCUUUGUUUGUUGUGAGAGUUCUUCAUCAAAAACUGCACAAACGUGUCGUAAAUAACGUGUUUAAAUGUGACGAAUACAACCUUUAUAAGGCAACCUGUUCUACGUUUCAUUCAGAAAAAUGUCUCGAAAACAAGUGUGAAGUUUUGCUGUCAGACAUCAAGGAUUGUAAAAGUUGUCAUGCCAAAAACACUCCAGUAUUUAGCAUAAUUGAAGCUAUGGUAUAUCUAUUAGCCGCAGCAUUGCGGGUUGAAAUAUCGAUAGGAUAAAUGGAUCUAAUACUUCGAAUAAUGUCUAAAAUAACGGCAAAAAAAAAUGACAUUCCCAUAAGCCUCAGCAGAUCUUUGUUUUAAGUAUGAAUUUGCCAAUGUUAGCAUGCUAACACGCUAAACUAAUACCAUGCUAAACAUAAGCAUGUUAGCGUUUUAGCUGCAUUGACAUUCAGCCUCACAUGCUACUACCGUCACUUCAGACUUUUAUUCUUCAUUUUUUGGGGUCGAAAUGAUUACACAAAAACUUUAACUCCAAGUGUGAAGUUUUUCUGUCAGACACCAAGGAUUGUAUAAGUUGCCAUGCCAACACACUCCAGUAUUUAGCAUUAUUGAAGCUAAUGGUAUUUCUAUUAGCCAUAGCUCUGCGGGUAGAUAUAUUGAUCUAUCGUUGGGAUUUAUUUGUUUAAUACUUCAGAUUUUGACUAAAGAUCUCCAAAAUAAUUGACGUUCCCCGCAAGCCUCAGAGGUUUUCUGUGUUAAUUGCGAAUUUGCCAAUGCAACCAUGCUAACACGCUAAACUAAUACCAUGGUAAACAUAAGCAUGUUAGCAUUUAGCUGCGUUGACAUAAAGACUUUAAUUCUUCUUUUUUUGCCUUGAUUUGGGGAUUUUUAACUACAAAUAAUAUAAAUGAAAGGUGGGGUAGGUAAUUCUCUUCAGAAACACUUGUUAUAUUCCAUGGAAUGCUCUGAACAUCCCGAUAGCAAUGAAUAAAUUAAAUGCUUUGACAAUAAAUACAUAAAAAAAUAUCAUCAGUGGAAGCCGUGGCGCUGUAAAAAGCACGACCAAUCAUCUGAGUCAGCCCGGCAAAAAUAACUGGAUGGCCUACCUGCCUGUCAGCCUUCCAUCUGGGCACAAACUGAUCUCGUGCCCUCAUUGGCCAUGUGUGCGUUCGUGUGUGUUGGAGGAGGGGCUCUGUGAGGAAGUCUGAAGGAAGGGGCAGAUUUUUUUCGGUUGUGUAUUUUCAAAUUCUAGCGCACUCGAGCUGGUUUCUCCAUUCUUACCUACCCCACCUUUAAAGUGGUAAAACAAGCUCUGUUGAUGAAAUCUCCUGAAUAACAGGGCAGUUAAGAACAAAUGUGCUCAUAUGAAUGUCUAUUCUUGAGGCCUUAUGUCCUCAAAGGGCCCAUUCUUUGUAUAUGUUGUCAAAUGUUAAGUGUGUGUGCAAUGGGAUUGAACCUUUUGUGUGUUGUUUGACAUUCCCGGAGAGCAUGAUAUGUUUUGUGGUGUGUUGUUUAUUACCCAAGUACAACCUGUUUUAACCCCCAGCUUCAGAGGAUAAACAGCUGAUUCCUUCUGGUUAUUUAAAGUUUUCUUUACUGAUUAUUCGCUAAAUGUAUCUGGAAAAAUGUUCUUAUGAAUAAUGACAACUCUACAAAUUAAAUCAGGGUGUCUGCAAGUCUUGAAAAAUAUAUUGAACACUUGAAUGGCGUUAAAAUAAAACGUAAAAUAGUUUGACAUCAUUUUGAAAUGCUUUCAUAUCAAAUCAGUCCUGCAGACAUUGUGAUCUAAUGUUUUCAUAUUUUAUUCUGAAAACACCUGAAAGUACAACUUUAAACAGACGGUUGACUUGGAGAACGUUGUUGAAAAGAAAAACCAGAGAGUUUGACUUGCAGAGAAUGUAUCUGAGUUGAAGUCACUUUACAUUUGUUUCUGUGAUUUCUGAGAUUUUGAUAUGUUGAUUUGUUUCCACUUUCAAUAAACGGAGUCCCUUUCUACCUCUUGAAAGAA
Molecule: messenger RNA, 4438 nt
Organism: Gymnodraco acuticeps
Lineage: Eukaryota; Metazoa; Chordata; Actinopteri; Perciformes; Bathydraconidae
Product: palmitoyltransferase ZDHHC7-like
Biological process (GO): protein targeting to membrane; peptidyl-L-cysteine S-palmitoylation
Cellular component (GO): endoplasmic reticulum; Golgi apparatus
Molecular function (GO): protein-cysteine S-palmitoyltransferase activity
Source: RefSeq, a predicted model, not a curated record